Molecule: messenger RNA, 438 nt
Organism: Phialemonium atrogriseum
Lineage: Eukaryota; Fungi; Ascomycota; Sordariomycetes; Cephalothecales; Cephalothecaceae
Exons: 3
Coding region: 1-438 (145 amino acids)
Source: RefSeq, a predicted model, not a curated record
AUGGAGCACGAGACGCGGCUGCGACACCGGCGCCAGAUGGUGAACCUGAUCUACGCGGCCGAGGAGGGGUCUGACGCGGAGAGCGACGGCAAUGAGACUGCCGCGUCUGUCGACCUUAUCGCCAACCCGCUGGUGGCCGUGCUGGUAGCUGCCAUGCUACUACCCCACGAUUUUAUCUUCGGCAAGAGGGUAACGAAUCCGAAUCGACGAGGGCACCCAUCCCUGCAGACGUUGUUCGACAAGGCCGACUUGACCGUCCUGGUCGCCCUCCAUCUCACCGGCAACAACUGGGCCUGUCUGCAGGUCCAAGUUGACAAAAAGGAGGCCCAUUUGUUUGCCUCGAUAGCAUCAGACACCCACUCCGCCACAGUCCGACAACCUACCAAGAAGUUUGCCAAGACGUACGUGAAGCCUGGGUCUCAGCAGUGGUUUGACUAG